Messenger RNA from Brenthis ino (lesser marbled fritillary), 1644 nucleotides. The record is from the annotation of a GenBank genome assembly. Lineage: Eukaryota; Metazoa; Arthropoda; Insecta; Lepidoptera; Nymphalidae.
AUGCCAUCGCCGGGUAUACAACACGCGAGUGAUAGUGAGGUGCACGUUAUCGAUAUAGAGACAGAUACUGAAACACCAGUGAUCCAGAUUGUAAAGGACAACACUAUGAACGGAAACGGAACAUUAUCUAACUCGAAGCCGAAACCAGUUAACAUAUCAGAGGUUGUACAAAAAGCCCACGAUACAUACAAUAGUGGAUUAACUCGACCAGUAGAAUGGAGGAAGAAGCAGCUGAAAAAUUUGAUGAGGAUGUACGAAGAGACCCGAAACAGUAUGGUUGAUGCCCUAGUAAAGGAUCUAAGAAGAAGCAAAACUGAGGCCAUCUUACUUGAAGUGGACUAUCUAGUAAAUGACCUCAAGAAUACACUGAAUAACUUUGAUGAAUGGGUCAAACCAGAGCGGCCACCGAAAGGUUUAGUAAAUAUCCUAGAUGACGUGGUCAUUUUCAACGAUCCAUACGGCGUGGUCCUCAUAAUAGGGGCUUGGAACUACCCUCUUCAACUCCUCUUGUUGCCAAUGGCCGCUGCUAUCGCGGCUGGCAACGUAGUGAUACUGAAGCCGAGUGAACUUGCUGUUGCGUCUGCGCAGUAUAUGGUCGAAACUCUGCCCAAAUAUUUAGAUACUGAUGCAGUAGUAAUAGUGGAGGGUGGUCCAGAAGAAACUACAGAUCUAUUGAAACAAAAAUUCGACUACAUCUUCUACACUGGUGGCACAAAUGUAGGCAAGAUAGUAUACGCUGCUGCUACAAAAAAUCUCACUCCAGUCACAUUGGAGUUGGGCGGAAAGAGCCCAGUGUACAUAGACAAUUCAGUUGAUAUGGAGGUGACAGCUAAAAGGGUGCUUUGGGGUAAAUUCAUAAAUGUGGGUCAAACCUGCAUUGCGCCAGACUACGUGCUAUGCACAAAGGAAGUGCAAGACAAAUUCGUAGAAAUAGCCAAAAAUGUGUUAAAAGAAUGGUAUGGACAAGACCCCCAGAAAUCUCCAGAUCUAUGCAGAAUUAUCAAUCACAGACAUUUUAGUCGUCUCCAAGCAUUAGUAGAUGCUAGCAAGGACAAAGUUGCCAUCGGCGGUCAAUACGACUCACAAGACAAAUUUAUUGCGCCCACCAUAUUGACAAAUGUCACUGGCAGCGACAAAAUAAUGGAUGACGAGAUAUUUGGACCCAUCCUACCCAUCGUCCCUAUCGAGAAUGCAUAUGAAGCUAUCAAAUUUAUUAACGCGAGAGAAAAACCCUUGGUGCUGUACGUGUUCUCCAACCACAAGGCGACUACCAGCAGUAUUAUCGAGAAUACGAGCAGUGGCGGAAUGUGUGUAAACGAUACCGUAAUGCAAAUGGGAGUCGACACACUUCCAUUUGGUGGUGUCGGUAACAGCGGCAUAGGAGCGUAUCACGGAAAAGCCUCCUUUGAUACAUUUACACACAAAAAGAGUUGCCUGCUCAGAAAUUUUGCCGCUAUCGGAGAGAAAUUGGCUUCUGGACGCUACCCUCCGUACACAGAUGGCAAACUGAAGCUAAUAUCUGGCCUAAUGAAGAAAAGGUCCGAGCCGUCUUUCAAAUACUUGCCACAUCUCCUCGCAUUUGCCCUUGGAGCUGGAAUCACCUAUGGCAUCUGCGCUUGGCAGAAGAUGGCAUCAGAGGAAUUG